AUGAACCCAAACCCUACAGCAAAAUCCGGCUCGCGCCACGAGCUCGACGACGCCUCGCUGAGCAAAUAUCUCGCCGACUCAAAUACUAUUCCAGGGUUGAAGGCCCCUGUUGUGUCGACGAAAAUUGGCUACGGCCAGAGUAAUCCGACCUACUUUCUCGAUGAUGCUGCAGGCACACGCUUCAUCCUGCGCAAGAAGCCAUCGGGAACAAUCAUCAGCCCCGUUGCUCACCAGGUCGAUCGCGAAUUUCGGGUCCUGGAAGCCUUGGGCUCAGUCAAAGGGUUUCCUGUGCCGAAAGUCUAUACGCUUUGCAUGGACCCAAGUGUCAUUGGGACUCCAUUUUAUGUUAUGGAAUUCGUAAAGGGCAGGAUAAUAACAGAUCCCGACCUGGGAUCCCUUUCCCCGUCGGAUCGAAGACAGGCUUGGAUCUCUCUCGUGGAAACUCUCGCCUGGUUGCACAGCAUCGAUCCAGACUCGAUCGGCUUGUCCAACUUCGGCAAAAAGAAAGGUUUCUAUCAACGACACUGCAACACCUUCCAACGCAUAGAGGCUCAACAGUCCAAGGUCAAAGACAUCAACACGGGAAAGGAACUCGGCCGCGCACACGAACAUUACGACGAGAUGGUCGACUUUGUCAGGACCAACAUGACCAGUGACAGGUAUUCCAUCGUCCAUGGAGAUUACAAGUUCGACAACGUGGUUCUCCAUCCCACAGAGCCCCGUGUGAUUGCCAUUCUCGACUGGGAACUCUCCACGAUCGGCCACCCUCUGAUGGACGCCGUCUACGUGAUCGGUCCUUUCUGGAACGAAAUCACAAAAGCCGGCCAUCCCGUGUCCAACGCCAACAAGACGUCGACGACCAAUUCGUAUCAAUCUUCUCCCUAUGCCCCCGCCAACCGCGCCCGAUCCGGCAUGCCCGAGCCCGACGAGCUUCUCGACCGCUACGCGCGGAUUACGGGCUUUGACCCGCGCAAGGAGGGCUCUCCGCCGGGAAAGGACUUUGAGAUCGCGAAGAUCUUCCACUACGUGCGCGGCGGGACCAUCUCGCACGGUAUCCAGGCACGCACCAUCAGCGGCCAGGCCAGCAGCGACUUCUCGCACGUGUAUUUCGAAAAUACCCGCAAGAGUCUUGACGAGGCGUAUCGUAUGAUGCAGCGGUUGAAGCAGCAGAACGGUGGGCUGGGGCAGGGAGCGAAGGCCAAGUUAUAG
Messenger RNA from Fonsecaea erecta, 1209 nucleotides. RefSeq lists its product as hypothetical. Gene Ontology annotation, biological process: protein phosphorylation. NCBI's taxonomy places the organism in Eukaryota, Fungi, Ascomycota, Eurotiomycetes, Chaetothyriales, Herpotrichiellaceae. The coding region runs from base 1 to 1209 and encodes 402 amino acids. Gene Ontology annotation, molecular function: protein kinase activity. The record is from RefSeq and is a predicted model, not a curated record. The transcript has 5 exons.